GGAGCACAGCGUGGUGUACCUGGGGGACAAGAACGCCCUGAACCUGACCUUCAACGCCCGCAACCGCGGGGAGGGUGGCGCCUACGAAGCUGAGCUCUACGUCAUCCUGCCCACUGAGGCCGACUACUCCGGGGUGAUCCGCAACCAUGGGAACUUCACCAACCUGAAUUGUGCCUACGAGUCGGUGAACCGGACCCGCAUGGUGAUCUGUGACCUCGGCAACCCCAUGAAGUCGGGCACCAGUGUGAGUAGCUGUCCCACACCUGGAGCACCCUGGAGAGCUGGCCAGCACGGCCCUCACUGGGCAGUGCCCUCUGCCCCCGGGAGUGGCCACCUAACCGAGACCUGCUCUGCUGAGAAGCCGGGCAGGACUGCUGG
This is a messenger RNA of Terrapene triunguis (Three-toed box turtle), 378 nucleotides long. Its product is annotated as integrin alpha-5-like. Gene Ontology annotation, cellular component: integrin complex; external side of plasma membrane. NCBI's taxonomy places the organism in Eukaryota, Metazoa, Chordata, Testudines, Emydidae. The annotation marks the transcript as partial. The transcript is spliced from 2 exons. Gene Ontology annotation, molecular function: integrin binding. Gene Ontology annotation, biological process: cell-matrix adhesion; cell adhesion mediated by integrin; angiogenesis. The record is from RefSeq and is a predicted model, not a curated record.